Molecule: messenger RNA, 619 nt
Organism: Coccinella septempunctata (seven-spotted ladybird)
Lineage: Eukaryota; Metazoa; Arthropoda; Insecta; Coleoptera; Coccinellidae
Product: UPF0545 protein C22orf39 homolog
Exons: 3
Coding region: 109-573 (154 amino acids)
Source: RefSeq, a predicted model, not a curated record
CCGUAAAUCUAUGGUUCAUGUAGAAAAUGAUUCCAAAUCCAAAUGAAAAUAAGGAUUUAUUGCAUAUAUUUAUUAUUUUAAGAGUAACCGUAACAUAAAUUCAACCAUAUGACAUCAAGAACUGAACCUUCUAUUCCUACUAGUUCCGAAUUUGUUGCAAAAAAUGAAUGGAUGAUAAGACCUAGCUCUGAAUAUGAGAGCGAAUACAAAGAAUGCUCUUCCAUUAAAGCUAGAAUUAACCAAUACUUCAUUUUUGGGAAACCUAUUGACUGCUCAAAUUGGAAAAGAAACUCUAUAAACGCUGCUAAAUGGGAAGAUUCAAAGGAUGAGAAAGCAGCAGUAGAAGUUAUCACCAAUGAGCAACAAAGAAGAAAAGAAAGAUUGAUGUCCCAAAUUAAUAACGACGUUUGGGAGAAAAGGAGCUCACCACCUGAAAAUUGGAAUGCUCCGCUGCCCGAUUAUAUACUUCAAAACUAUAAAAAUUCCUAUUUACAUUUUAAAGCCAUGGAAUGGAGAGGAGAAGCCAGUCGUACCACUGAUUUCACUGCCCCUAGUCUAUGUACAAUAUUAUAAUGUCAGUUGUUUUCUGCUGAAUAGUAAACAAUUUUAGUUGAAAUCA